AUGAAGGUUCGUGUAUCCGCUGGAGACCUAGAUGACAGCUGCUCACGUUCACGCGUAGUGGUCAUCGACUCCGAGUACACGAAGGAGCAGUAUGGCAAGCUGAAGAGGAAGAUCGACUGGUACCUGCUCCCGUUGAUGUGGCUUUGCUAUGGCAUCCAGCAGACCGACAAGACUGCGCUCGGCACCAUGGCUACUUUCGGCCUGCGUGAAGACACCGGUCUCGUUGGUCGGCAAUACUCAUGGCUCACGACUAUCUUCUACAUCACGUACAUGUGCUUCGAAUUCCCGUCGAACCUGCUGCUCCAGAGGUGGCGGAUGGGCAAGACGCUGGCCAUCUACAUGAUCUGCUGGGGCAUCACCGUCCUCUGCAUCGGGUUCGCCAAGAACUUCACGCAGCUCAUCGUCCUCCGCGCCCUCCAGGGCCUCUUCGAGUGCUGCAUCUCCCCCGGAUUCGUCCUCGUCAUCGGCAGCUGGUACACCCGCCGCGAGCAUGCCUCCCGCGCCCUCGUCUUCCAGUCCGCCAACGCCGGCUUCGGAGUCCUCGCCGACCUCAUGCUUUACGGUAUCGGCACCGUCGAGCACAAGCACCCCGAGGUUGAUUCGUGGCGCUACAUGUCGUACUUCCUUGGCGGCUUCACCAUCGUCGUCGGGCUGCUCUGCUUGAUCAUUUUGGGGACGCCGAGCGAGGUUCCGUGGCUGAGUGUGGAGGAGAGGAAGAUGGCGAACACGCGCAUUGUGAAGAACCAGUCGGGGCACGAUCGCACGGGUACGAAGGAGUGGAAGUGGUACCAGGCUAGGGAGUGUCUGAUCGACCCAUGCUUUUGGCUCGCUGGCUUCAAUGCCUUCUGCUCGUCGGUGCCGAAUGGUGGUCUCACGACAUUCGGCUCCAUCAUCGUGAACGAGCUAGGCUUCACCAACCUGGAGACUAUCCUCCUCAGUAUCCCGCGCAGCGUCACCUCCGUCAUCAUCUUCAUUAUCGUCGGCGUCGUGACUAGCAAGGUGAAGAACCUGCGUCUUUACAUCAUGGGCGCCGCCACCAUCCCGCCUCUCGUCGGAUUCCUCGGAAUGGCGCUCAUCCCUACUCGGGAGGGCACGAAGUGGGCCAAGUGGGGAAUGUACUACAUGACCGUCCCCUUCGUCUUGUCCCUGUUCCUCGCCUGGACCCUCAUCAUCUCCAACCUUCCUGGCCGCACGAAGCGUACCCUGACGUCCUCCUGGACCUUCAUGAUGUACUGCGUUGGAAACAUGGUUGGAUCUCAGAUCUUCAAGACACAGGAUGCGCCCACCUACACGCCAGGUGUUAUCGGCUGCUGCGUCUGCUUUGGCUUGGAGAUCGUCAUCAUCGCCGCUUGGCGUACAAUUCUCGUUCUUCGCAACCGCCGCCGUGAUCGUGCGCAAGCGACCGAUGGCCUCACCGACGAGGAGCGCGAGCGCCUUGGCAAGAUCAACGGCGAGAAGGACCUUACGGACUUCGAGAACCCCUAUGUGAGUCAGCCAUCUUUAACACUUUGCGACAUUGCUCACCGUCUCUUCUAG
Schizophyllum commune H4-8 is the source of this 1536-nucleotide messenger RNA. RefSeq names its product MFS general substrate transporter. NCBI's taxonomy places the organism in Eukaryota, Fungi, Basidiomycota, Agaricomycetes, Agaricales, Schizophyllaceae. Gene Ontology annotation, biological process: transmembrane transport. Gene Ontology annotation, cellular component: membrane. The coding region runs from base 1 to 1536 and encodes 511 amino acids. The transcript has 12 exons. Gene Ontology annotation, molecular function: transmembrane transporter activity. The record is from RefSeq and is a predicted model, not a curated record.